GCGCUAACCAUAUCAAUCCACGAAAAUUAUUUGCUUCUGAUGACCUUUAGGCGCCUGAAGUUUUGCCUCCCACCGCCAUGGCCCUCUCAGUCAUCUUCCCCCGCAGAACGUUCUUCUAUGCCCUCGGAAACACCAUUGCAGAGAUAUUUACAGAAGGCUUACCGCCUGAGGAGAACGCCGACGUACUUUCCUUGGGAUGCGGUGACGCGAGGAAUAUACUCUACACCAUCUACGCAGAUCGCUGGGCUGGUCAGAGGGAAUUCGAUAUCACUUGUUGCGACAUCGAGGCAGCUGUGCUUGCCCGCAACGUACUGCUUCUUACUCUUCUCGCCGAGACCGACAAGGACAAUGACGCAGCCAUAUGGGACAUCCAAUGCCGGAAGCUCAUCGCCGCCUCUGAGUCCAUGGAGUCGUGGUUGCGCAGUAAUUACUCGACAUUUAUCAGACCUCGAUCUGAACACACGCUCCUCGACUUGCGAUCCUUCUGGAUACAAUAUGCCGAUUCGGCGUCCUCUAUUACCAGCGCUCUCAAUUCGCAGAUGCGCGAGGAUGUCGUAAUCUGGGUCUCGGAGGUUCUGUGCCGACAGGACGCGCGUGAUGUCCAGACUGCGAGCCUUUCCGCAGGUCCGUUCUCGUUGGAGAUGGUAAAGAGCGGACUGGCGCCUGAGCAUUACUUGCAUUACUGGAAGAACGGCGUAGUAGGAGGAGCCCCCGCAUCUCUGGCCACCACCAUCAACCCGACCUUCUACUAUACCAACCUCGGCAAAGGAUUCUGCUUGCACUACGGGUCGGACCCCAUACUAGGCUUCCAACUUGCCGGCCUCUUUGCUCCGAUCAAAGGACGCCUACCUCAACCCAGCAUCGCGGAUGUAGGCGCCUUCGUGAAGCAACAGUUUGGUCAUUGGUGCGGCGCGUUCAGAGCACGCCUCACGCUGCCCGUCAAAUUCAUGGUCCGUCCCUACGUCGGCGACGCCGUGUCCUUUAGUCGCGCAUUGGCUGGAGUUCGGGGACAGGCAGUGUCCACGUGGGACGCACGUACGAUUGCGCUGGAUGGUUGGGAGGAAAUUCCACCCCGGACGUUCAAGGUCAUCGAAACAUUCAACGUCGCUGAUCAUGUCGGCCUCUUCAACGUUCUUUCCGCGACUAUCCCCUUGCUUCGGCAAUCUCCAUGGUCUGUUCUUCACACGAACUUACUACUGCCGGCUGCCGGAACUAUCGACACCGCGCUUGUUGAGCGCCUAGGCAUCAAUCUCACAACGUUGUCAUUGCUCAUCGGCGUAGCACCUCUCUCGCUUGUCUCGCACUUCCUGGGGAAGGCGCCUCCAAGCUCACUGCUCAGUCGAAAGCAGCACCGGCGCCAGGUUUAUGCGUGGAAGUAUCCGGCAUCCGGAGAUCAGACCGCCUUUCAAAGCGGUGGGCUCCAGCUUACGCCUGUCGCCAUCGAGCCCGAAAGGCUCUGCGACAUCCUCUUCCAGCUGUAUCUGCACAUGUUCGCCUUCGAAAACGUCACCCAGCGAAUGAAAGAUGUCUCGCUGAAGGGGGAGGAUGCCUUCAAUGUCGUCCUAGACGUGCGCGCUAGCUUCGUUUCCUUCUUAAAGCUGGUUCAAGGGAGAGUGAAGACCGACUGGCCUCGCGCGAUGGACAAGCUGUUCGACACAAUCUACGAUGACAACUUGCUCAUCACGGGUCGGAACUUCUUCCAGGACUUCUCGACGCACGCGCACCUUCAAGAUGUGCAUCCGUACGGGGUGUUCCUCCCAGGCUUCAGAUGCGAUCCAAUGCGGCCGGCGUUGUUCACGCAAUGGCGUCAGACGCCUUUAGUUAUCUUCGUUAUCGUCCGUAUUCCUCGCUCGGCUUUCCAGGUGCUUGAGGAGUUGCGCCCAUUUGUCGGGACACCUAUACUGCAGUGCGAAUUCUUCGCCCCUGGGAUGUUCCAAAACGCCUUUACCAGCAUACAGCUGAUGCCCGGAGAAAUUGUGCGCGAGGGUGUCGGGGAGAGUACCGUCGCCAGCAUCGAUAUGGAUGACAGUCCAUGGAGAAGUAGCCAUGCGCCAGUCAUCUUGUCUGUGGCUGUUGCUUCGCAAUUCAUCGAGAUCGCACCAAGGGCCACAAGCGUGCGGCUUUGCGUCCGAGAGCCCCGAUCACCUCUUGCGUCCGUCCUCGACCGCAAGUUGCGCGUCCUCUACACUCGCCGCCCUCGGUCAUGUCCGGUACUUCAGCGGCGCGCUUCUCAAGAGCCUCAAGAGCUCCCUGAGUUUCCCGAGCCGUCUUCCGCGCCCUUCCCAUCAUCGGCCUCUUGUCGCCUCAAUAUGCUCGCGCCCGACACACGAUGCUAUCCCCAAAGCACACCAGCGCGUUCUGAUACACGCUGUCGCCACGCCAUACCUUUACCUGUCGCGCUGUCCGGUGCGGAUGACAAUGCGAUGAAGCAAUCUGUCACGAUCAACACUACCGCGUUUGGGAGACCGCGGCAACAAUGCCAAAUGAGGUCAGCGGCGCCAACACCACGGAUGUGUAGGACACGGGUCCUUCGCCUUCCGUACGAGACCCCAUGUCUCCCUCUCGUCGCCGAAAUACGACCUACUCCGAGGUCCCUUCUUCUCGACAAUCAGGACUCGCAGAGUCCACUUCCAGCUUCGAACACCUCGCGACAUACGAGACAGGACGUCCCCCGUCUAGUCUUUGCGGAAGGCACGGAGGUCCCCUCCCACUUCAAUGCUAGAGUGGAUUUCCUGUCCUCGACCGCCCGCAAUGCACUUGCUCCAAGGUCUGCCAAUGUCAAGGUCCAACAGCAUUCUCCUUGCUCGAUGAAGCUCCUGGUAGGAGAGGGCGGGAAGCUGGAGGAAACGAUCGUCUUUCCCUAUCCCGUCAACGGUCAGGAGGCUAAAGUUCGUGUCGCACGCACAUCAGGCUACGUCGAGGUCAUCGUGCGUAUAGCCAGUGCGCAGCCUGCCGCGACCCAAGGAGGUUACAGCAUGAAUCGCAUGCCCGUCAUCAUGUCCGGCGGGACGACGCACGCCUGGAAUCGGAGCUCAGUCAACCUCGAUAGGCUCCCCAUGCUGGACGAGCCGUGGUCUAAAGCGGAAAUGCACGGUUGGCUGCAUCCGUUAAUCUCGUCAACGUUCUCCGACCGAGAGCUGCAGCUGCAGCGGUCCUCGAACCAGAGCGACACCUUCGUGAACAUAAAAGACAGCAUCGGCAUCUGCACCUUUCACGCGUGUGGCGCUCUCGAUGGCAAGCGCUGGCGGGCCUUCACGUUGUACUCGGAAGGCGGGACCGGCGGGUACACCACCAUUCUCGUCAACGCCGUCCGGCUCGACCUGCCUUCACAAAGCGUCAUCCUGGAUACCUGCAUACUCCCUCUCACUCACGCGAUCAUGCCCGAGGUCAUGCCUGUCCUACAGAUCCUCCAUCGCGAUGGGUUACAAAAAGUCACUACGAACGACGAGGAAAGGACCGCCUGGAAGCGAUUCCUGCCCGCUUGCGUCGAGCGCUGUCGUACCUGGACGCACGCUCCGGACUGCGCAUACAUCACUGGCGCUAUACCUUUGUCUGUGCGUCCUGUCGAGAGCCCAAUCUGUGACUGUGGCCGCGGCAAGGACCUGCCCGACAGCCCAAUUAUGCAACUUUGCAAGCCCCUCUCUCACCUCCUCACCCGCGCGGCUAUAGGCCUCGUAUACCCUGUACCUUACCUGGAGGAUGUCGGUGUGAUGUUGAAGAAGAUGAUGGACGAGAUGGAGCGGAACGGCACUGUCAAGGUGAAGGAGACCUGCUGUGCGGUCUGUGGGUCUGGAGGGAAGGCGUUUCUGUGCAGUAGGUGCAAGAAGACUUACUACUGUUCGAGAAAAUGCCAGACGGGAGAUUGGAAGGUCCACAAGCACUUGUGCGAUGCCUUCGUGGCGUCCACAAAGUAA
Molecule: messenger RNA, 3914 nt
Organism: Schizophyllum commune H4-8
Lineage: Eukaryota; Fungi; Basidiomycota; Agaricomycetes; Agaricales; Schizophyllaceae
Exons: 9
Coding region: 78-3914 (1278 amino acids)
Biological process (GO): regulation of transcription by RNA polymerase II
Cellular component (GO): nucleus
Molecular function (GO): DNA-binding transcription factor activity, RNA polymerase II-specific
Source: RefSeq, a predicted model, not a curated record